Messenger RNA from Cyphellophora europaea CBS 101466, 816 nucleotides. RefSeq lists its product as uncharacterized. The coding region runs from base 1 to 816 and encodes 271 amino acids. Lineage: Eukaryota; Fungi; Ascomycota; Eurotiomycetes; Chaetothyriales; Cyphellophoraceae. The transcript has 2 exons. The record is from RefSeq and is a predicted model, not a curated record.
AUGGCCGCAGAAAACUCCAAGCCCGCGAUAGUCUUUGUUCCUGGCAUGGCCAGCGUGGGCACCGUCGUCUACAAACCGCUCUGCGAUACCCUAGUUGACCUCGGCUUCCCAGCCGACCAACUCCAUACCAUCAACCACAUCUCCGUGGUAGAAAACCUUUCAAACCCGCCACAACUCGACGGCAACGCCCUGCAGAAGGACACCGAGCAGCUGCGCGGCGUGCUGGAGAACCUAGUCGAGAACGAGCACCGUGAUGUUCUGCUCGUCGCCCACUCCUACGGUGCCACCCCUUCGCUGUACGCCGCGACCGGCUUAUGGAAGCACCAGCGCGCCACGUCGGGAAAGCGAGGGGGUGUCAUACGCGCCGCCCUGAUCGCGAGCUCCCUGACGCUGCCUGGCGGAACCAUCGGUGGGGAGAGGGCAGAGUGGCUGAAAGCCAACAGCCUGCCCGCUGACGAGGGGGCGAAGAUUGAGAUGGUUGGCAAUGAUGCAUACCUUAUUCCCACCGGCUUCGAGAUUAUCUGGAUGAACGACAUCACCGACUCAGCCAUGCGCACGUCGCUACGUCCCGCUGCCCUGAGCACCGUCUUCUCACCCACGCCCGCCGACGAACCCGAGUUGCCCAAGUCCUGGCGCAUCUCGUACCUGAUCCUCGCAGAGCUGGAUCUGGGCCAGCCCGAGGCGUUUCAGCGGUAUCUGAUCGGACGGGCGCGCGAGGCCGGCGCCGAGGUCACGGAGCAGACGCUGAGGUCAGGGCAUUUCGCGCAGGUGAGCCAUGCGAGGGAGGUGGCGCAGUGGCUGUUGGCAUUGGUUUGA